Molecule: messenger RNA, 1157 nt
Organism: Corylus avellana
Lineage: Eukaryota; Viridiplantae; Streptophyta; Magnoliopsida; Fagales; Betulaceae
Source: RefSeq, a predicted model, not a curated record
UGUUGCUGUUUACGAUCACCAUCAUUCGUUUCUUUUGUUUUGCAAAAGCACAAAACAUGGCUGAGAUUGCAGGCAUAUUUCUCUCUCCCUUCCUCCAAGUGUGUUUUGAAAGAAUGGCGUCUCGCAAGUUCGUUAACUUGUUUUGGGAACGAGAACUCAAUGAAGGACUCUUAAUGAGGUUGCAGAUGACAUUGCUGUCCGUGAAUUCAGUGGUUGCAGAUGCUGAGGACAAGCAAUUUACAAAUCCUGCUGUGAAAGUGUGGCUUGAUGAGCUGAAAGAAGCUGUCUAUGAUGCAGAGGACAUCUUGGACGAGAUUGCUACCGAAGAUUUGGUACGGAAGCAAGAUGCUGUCGAUGAUGCAGGUGACAUCUUGGAAGAGAAUGCUACUGAAGACUUGCUAAUGCUACGGAAGCUGGAGGCUGAACUUGGAGCCAUUGUAAGUAAGGUACGUAAUCCCAUCUCUACUAGUUUUGUCGACAAAGUAGAAGGAGAGAUAGAAAGGCUACUUGACAGAUUGAAUAUUUUGGUAAAAGUAAAGGAAAAUAUAGGUCUAAGAGAAGUUAAUGAAGGGAAUUCAUUAGAAAGAUUGCCCACAACUUCUGUCAUCGAUGAAUCUCGUACUUUUGGUAGGCAUGAUGAUAAGGAUGCAAUAAUUAACUUGUUGCUCUCAGAUGGUGCAAGUAGCGAUGAGAUGGGUGUGAUUGCCAUAGUCGGCAUGGGGGGGAUUGGCAAAACCACCCUUGCUCAGCUUGUUUUCAAUGAAGACCGUGUGAAAAAGCAUUUUGACCUUAAAGCAUGGGUUUGUGUUUCAGAUGAUUUUGAUGUCUUAAAGCUAACAAAAACAAUUCUAGAGGAAUUGGGUUCGUCUGCUAAUGAUGAUAGUAAGAAUUUAAAUCAGCUUCAAAAUAAACUUGAGGAGAAGAUGACAAGAAAGAAAUUCCUACUUGUUCUAGACGAUGUUUGGGAGAAGAAUUAUGCCAAAUGGGAGGUGGAUGCUAUCCCCAACACGUCAAAAGAGCAACUAGUUGAUGUUGUUCAGAGGCAUUUCAUGUCCCAGAAAAAGAAGCCAGGGCUGUGUUUUGAAAACUCUCAAACACAAGGUGUAGCAAUAAAUGGUGCUGAUCAAUCCAAUUUUGGCUUGGAUGAUGCCCCUUGA